Messenger RNA from Pseudo-nitzschia multistriata, 4017 nucleotides. NCBI's taxonomy places the organism in Eukaryota, Bacillariophyta, Bacillariophyceae, Bacillariales, Bacillariaceae. The record is from the annotation of a GenBank genome assembly.
CAUCUUUCAAAUUCCUUGGAAGGAAUAAUGUUCUAUUAAUCUUGAAGAUUCUUACUCUUCGUCAUCUCCUUGCAAGGCAUCCUAAUAAAGUUUGCAUUACACUUUAUCAAGAGACCUUCCUUCUUAUCGAAAGCAGAUAAAGCAUCAAGCAAUUCAUCAUUCCUCUUCCUUCGUCAAGAUUUCGUGGGAAUGGAGCGGAAUUGAUUUGAGAAUAUUCUUGUACUGACACCAACCGUUGUAAUAGAUUUCAGGAUCAAAUCUAGAUUCUAUAGGUCGAAUACAUUGCAUGCACUCAUAAUAUUACAAUACUGAAUAAGAAACGACAAGGAUAUUAUCAACUUUCCACCACUUGACACACGACUCAGCAAAACGGAACUAAACUGAAUCGAAGGCAUCUUCUGCUCGUGAUAUCGCAUAUCCAUACUGCCGAAAACAAACCCAUUGCACCAACAAAUAAAGCACUUGCACAAGUACUCAACGAUGAGCUACUCUCAAGAUUUGCAGCAGCUGCAGCAGCAGAGGGUAAAAGUAGUGGCGGGAUACGCUUUGCAACAAAGACUGGGCUCCGGGUCCUUUGCGACUGUUUACAAGGGAAUACGGGUCGAGCAAAAAAAGGAGUCGCAACAAGAGCAGCCGCAAACGAUGAGUGAUGACGACGAAAAUGAUUCUUCUUGUGAUUCUUCCACUACACAGCGGCAAGACAAAGAGCCUCCCCGGGCGGUAGCCAUCAAAGCUAUUGCCCGAACCUCUGAAAAGCUCACCAAAAAAGUACUUCAGAAUCUUGAAAUCGAGAUUUCUAUAUUACGAACCUACCGACAUCCGAAUAUUGUUUGCAUGCACGAUGUUCAAAAGACUGACCGUCACUUUUAUUUAAUCCUAGAGUACUGCGGUGGCGGGGAUGUACAGCACCUGAUUCGGUCCCGCCAAAAGGGACGCCUGUCAGAGCGUUUUACCCGACGACUGAUGCGGGACCUUGCCAGCGGCUUGCGUUUUUUGUGGGGCCAGGAACUGAUUCACAGGGACAUCAAACCGCAAAACUUGUUGCUGACUGGCCGCAUUCCACCAGAAGAACUGGUGGACAACCCUCCCCUCGAAAACGCUGCUACUAGUUGUUCCGAAAGCAUCCACGACGACCCGAACCAGGGGUUUUCUCUCAAGAUUGCAGAUUUUGGCUUUGCGAGGCAUUUACAAACAGCCUCAUUGGCGGAAACUUUGUGCGGAUCACCUUUGUAUAUGGCGCCAGAAAUUUUGCAACACCAUCGGUAAGUGGAAAACUGAUUCGAUCCGUUCCUUCGUAAGUUUCAGCAUCACGCGUAAGGGCAAUCCCUCUAAUUGUUCAACAUCACAUUUCUCUUCCAUKAAACAGGUACGAUGCAAAGGCAGAUUUGUGGAGUGUAGGGACAGUUCUCUUUGAGAUGAUUGCUGGGCGACCCCCCUUCAACGGAGAGAAUCAUAUUGACUUGCUGAGGAACAUCCAGCGGAAGGCAGUCCGAUUGCCCCAUGAUGUUCGAGUUAGUAAGGCCUGCGUGAACUUACUCCGGAUCUUACUCAACCGAAAUCCACUGAGCCGUGCUGGUUUUAAAGAAUUCUUUGAGGCAUGUGACGCUUUUGUGGCUCUUGGGUGCGGAGGAGUGGCCACUGGGGACUACGAAGGUGGUGUUAACACCAACAGCAGCAUCACAAAAGGAGGCAGCAACAGCAAAACAAUCGGGGGUGGAAUUGUCGGAGGAAUCAAUCGCAUCGCCACAAAAGAUCUUGGAACAAUACAUGAAAACGAUCACAGUGGAACCAAUCCUACUUCGUCAGACAGUCUAAUGACGGUCGAAACCACCGCAGAACGCAAUCAACAGGAAGUGGCACCAACAAAUACUGUUAAUGCGACUUCAGUAGUGAGUACAAAUGCAACAAGAACGAUGCAUCCGCACCAAAAACAUCAACAACCGUUACCGCCUAGUAAAAUUUCUCCAAACAUUGGAUAUCAGGCGACAUCAAAUUUCAUUCCAAACUCGAUAAGUAUGGGCAAUAACAGUGCCAAUCCACAACUAAGUGGUCGGCCACAAACAUUUUACCAACAGCCAAACAAUCGAAAUCGAUUGGCCCCUUUGCAAUCUAGCCCACCAUCGUCGACUGGGAUAUUGUAUUUAAACAGUAGGAUUCCAGCCCCUCUACCUUCUCCUACGACCCAAAAUGCUGAAGAGCAGCAUCCACAGCCACAACGACAUCGACAACAAACACAGCACCAAUCCACUGCAGGGUACUACGCUGCAGGAGCAGCAAACGGAAAUAGCGUUUCGCAAUCUCAAGUUUCGAGCAAUGAUGACAGUGGAUUCGUCAUGGUCGAACACACAAAAUCUCCGACUUCGUCCCAACACUUCUAUGCCACUGGUUCACAGCAGAACCUUCAUCGAAACAAUGAAAUUACAGAACAUCGCGCUCGCUCCUCGAAAGGAAUGCUCAGCACCAGUCCAGGAACUGGAAAGUUGCUUUUGGGCAUGGUGGGUCGGGCAACGAUUGGCUUUGGUGUCACUGUCGGAAACAAUAACGCACCUUCCUCGCAUACUGUACAACACCAACAACUCAAUCAUACUACGAGAAUGACCAAGGUUGUGGACGAUAUUGCUGCGGCCAAUAAGAUGCUUGCCACUGCCGAGGAUGUCGGGCGUCGAGCCGUUAGUGUUGCACAUCUUGGAGACAGCCGAGCCUACCUGGGAAUGCGCCUUGUCUUCAAAACGAACGAAGAGGGAUCCUCUCUUUUGUCCACGGCAUUGAUGGAGGGAGUGGAAGAAGAGCCUAUAUCAUGCACUGGAAGUACGAAUAGUACAGAUAAAAUGUACGAUGUUUCUACCGAUAACUCGAGUUCCACGGAGAUCAUGGCUCCCGCACGAAGAAGAUCAUCCACGUGUACUUCUACCGAAAGAACUAUCUCGGCUGAUGUGAGUGAGGAGGAAGAGGAAGAAAUGCCCUUUGCUAUCAGUCCAGACGCUCCAUCAGUUUCGCUGCCAUCCCGGUCGAACCCAUCUGUAUACAACCGAGGUACGAGCGUUUCAAGCAUGAAAAAGUCUUCUACGACAAAGGUUAGUCCCCAAACUAUUCGUAAUCGUUUUAGUGAAGCCCUAGCUUGUUACUUGAAGUCACUGAAGAUGCUUAAGGGAGCCGUUGGAGCGGCACAACGCGUAACAAAAGAUCUAAAGGAUAUCGAAGCUCAGCUUGCACAAAUGAAUUUGAGCAAUCCCAACAAUAAAAUUGGUUCCGAUGUACCAAAGUUGAAGCAGCGCUGCGAAAUUACAUCGAAUUGGUUGUGCUCUCAAUUCAGUGGAGUACUAGAGAGGGCAGAUGCUGCGAAUGCGGAGAUUUCCAAGCUAGUUGGUAGUGGAAGUAGCGAUGUUGGAGAGAAUGCAGGACAUCAGCAAACUGGCAGCACGACGAGUGUCGAAGAACUCAUUUACAAUCAUGCCCUUGCUUCGGGGCGCGAUGGGGCCGUAAAGCAUUUACUUGGGCAAUACGAUGGCGCAAGAUCUUGUUAUCGAUCCGCUGGUUUGCUUGCUGAAACGUUGCUGAUGGAAGUCAAUAUUGGUGCCGACGACCGCAAAAUAUUGGAAGGUUAUGUGGACGGAUUUGCGGCCAGAAUCGGUGAGUUGGAUCAAUUGAUGCUUCAGCAGAGUCGAAUGACGAUAAGUUCCAACACCGCACCAACAUCACAGUCACAGCAGGCGCGUCGUGGAUCGGGAAUCGUUGGUCUCAUCGGGCCUCCUCCUGCAGCAGGGAUGACGUCGUCUCCAUUUGUGGUUGGAUCCCCCAGAUAAAUAGAAGGACUUAGCACCGCAAUUCGGCAUGAAACUGCUGGGAACUACCAUUUGCGCCUCAUUAUGCCAAACUGCAUGAUUUAAUUUCUGCAUGUCUAUAUGUGUUCCCUUGAUAAGACUUGAUUAAUGGAAGGAAGGAAUCCAUCUAUUUUACACUUGUAACAGAUCUGCAUAAAUAUUACUGUAAUUUCAAAAAUAAUUAAGGAAUCAUUUG